AUGAGGUCUUGUUAUGUUGACCAUGCUGGUUUUGAACUCCUGGCCCCAAGUGAUCCUCGUAAACUAACUUUGAAACUUAUUAUAGCAGGCUUGUUGUGAUCAGAUGAAGUUAUAUCAGGUCCAAACUUUGUAUGUUUGUCUGACUCCAGUUUUGAAUUGCAUGAAAUGACUUAAUCUUUCCAUUAUUCUGCUUAAAAAACAAUUCAAAACAAUUCAAAUUUAGGAAUGAGACUCCACAAUGAAGCCCCACAGCAACGAAAGUGGUCAGCUUGUUUCUAAACGGAAAUCCCCAACUGCCACACCACAUCAAUCAUCUGACAUAUAAUCUCACUUCCACUAAGCUGGAAUCUACUUUAAACAUCAGGUCUCUGGAUGAAGAAUUUUAGUUUAGUGGGUUAUGUAGCAGAAAUGCCUAAAUCCAGAGCACUAUUUUAGUGUUGGCAGAAAUUGCUUCUCUUCAAACAGCAGAGAAGAACAAGGAUUUUAAGUUCAAAGUUUUUGUCUAAGCACAGUUUCUAAUGUUUCUACCCGUUAUCUCAUUAAAAAGAAUAAAGAAAUAGGGGUGGGGAUAGAAUCACAUUCAUCUACUUUCAUAGAAGGUGCACACUGGAGUCCUGCAGAUACCAUUUAUUUGAUCUAUAUUUUAAAAAUCAGGGAAAUGCCACAUUAGAAAAAAGUUCCAGGUUUUUGGUUCUCCUAAGAAACUGGAACCUCUGGGCGCAGUGUGUGUGCCUAUCUUCUUUUGCGGAAAAGUAGGCUGGAGCUGAGAAUUGGCUGCUCUCUUUACACAGGCUCUACAGUUUACCAUUCCCUACCACUCCUGAAGGUUUUACACCCAUAUUUAUUUUGCUGCUUCACCCUGCAGUCAGGAGACUCCUGUAGUUUAUGAAACUGAUGCAACGGGGCUUUUUUUUUUUUUUUUUUUUGGUAGGGGGUGCAAAUCUCUUUGAUUUGAGGGAGACGCAGUGGUCGCUUUUGCUUCCAAACAGCCUUAAAUCUGCCCGCUUUUCAACGAUCUGACCCUACUUUUUCAGGGUGGCCAAAAGCACAAAAUUAUGAAUCAAAGAAUAGUCCCCAAUUACCACGAGCCAGCUGUGACCUUGGGCGACUCCGUUACGUUCUUUUAGCCAAGAGUGAUGAAUGGUCUGCAAAACGGCCUUAAUACCUGCUCUGAAUACCCCCACAUGGCUGUGGUACAGCAGGCGUGAGAUGUUUAAAGUACUCCUAAAUAAUUAAUAAACUGCAAAACGCUUCCCAGCACAGGCGUCCGCUACAGAGCGCGACGACACCGAGACGGUUUAGAAGUCCAGUUACUGGAAUCCACUCCAGUUCCGUCCUGCUCCCACCUCCCACGCUCAGGGUGGGCGAGCGGAAGGAGAUUCUCAAGGGAGAAGGCCUGGAAAACUGGCUAAGAAACGAAGCGAGAAGUUCCUCAGCAGGGGUAAAGUUGUUGGCGGCAUUUUUAAGCCCCUAGAAUGGCACAGCGACUCCCGGUCGAGAUGACGGACCCCGGUGCGUGACUAGCGCGGGAGCCAGUCCCGGGCCACCUCCCUGCUUGAAGUCGGGCCUGGCCAUUACCCUCCCGGCGCAACCCCGGACCCGGGACCCCUGACUUUGCCCUGGUCCCCAACCCCCACAAUCACCUCCCCUGGUCCCUCUCCACGUGACAAGAGCCGGAACCGUCACUUCCGGCGGCGCGGGCAGCGCGCCUGCGCGGGGCGCCCGGCCUCAAUGAGCGGUUGGCAGCAGCGCCCCCCCCGCCAACGGCCACGAGUGGCAGGCGGCUCGGGUCCGGCCGGGGCGGCGGCGGCGCGACGGGCUGCGGUCCUGCGGGUUUGCGGCCUGAGACGUCUAGCCCACUCCCUGGAGGGGCCGGCCGCCCAGCCUCCUUCGCUCUCUCCCUCUACCCCGGCUCGCGCUCCAGGCGCUUAGUGAGGCGGCGGGGCGCCCGGGGCACUGGCAGAGGCGGCUGUGUCGACCCUGCAUUCGGACCCGCCCCCUCGCGCCCCGCCCCGUCCCCGCCCUCCCCACCGCCCUCUGCGGGAGCCGGGCAGCUGCAGCGGAGCCGCGGAGCGGGCGGCGGGGCCCGGGCUGUGCGGUUGGGGAGCGCGGAAUGUGAGGCUUGGCGGGCCGCAGCGCGCACGGACGCUCGGAGGGGCCAGGAGCGGCUACCCCUCGCGGACGCCCGGCUGCGCGCCGGGCCGGGGACUUGCCCUUGCACGCUCCCUGCGCCCUCCAGUUCGCCGGCGGGACCAUGAAGAAGUUCUCUCGGAUGCCCAAGUCGGAGGGCGGCAGCGGCGGCGGAGCGGCGGGUGGCGGGGCUGGCGGGGCCGGGGCCGGCGCCAGCUGCGGCUCCGGCGGCUCGUCCGUGGGGGUCCGGGUGUUCGCGGUCGGCCGCCACCAGGUCACCCUGGAAGAGUCGCUGGCCGAAGGUGGAUUCUCCACAGUUUUCCUCGUGCGUACUCACGGUGGAAUCCGAUGUGCAUUGAAGCGAAUGUAUGUCAAUAACAUGCCAGACCUCAGUGUUUGUAAAAGGGAAAUUACAAUUAUGAAAGAGCUAUCUGGUCACAAAAAUAUUGUGGGUUAUUUGGACUGUGCUGUUAAUUCAAUUAGUGAUAAUGUAUGGGAAGUCCUUAUCUUAAUGGAAUAUUGUCGAGCUGGACAGGUAGUGAAUCAAAUGAAUAAGAAGCUACAGACAGGUUUUACAGAACCAGAAGUGUUACAGAUAUUCUGUGAUACCUGUGAAGCUGUUGCAAGGUUGCAUCAGUGUAAGACUCCAAUAAUUCACCGGGAUCUGAAGGUAGAAAAUAUUUUGUUGAAUGAUGGUGGGAACUAUGUACUUUGUGACUUUGGCAGUGCCACUAAUAAAUUUCUUAAUCCUCAAAAAGAUGGAGUUAAUGUAGUAGAAGAAGAAAUUAAAAAGUAUACAACUCUGUCAUACAGAGCCCCUGAAAUGAUCAACCUUUAUGGAGGGAAACCCAUCACCACCAAGGCUGAUAUCUGGGCACUGGGAUGUCUACUCUAUAAACUUUGUUUCUUCACUCUUCCUUUUGGUGAGAGUCAGGUUGCUAUCUGUGAUGGCAACUUCACCAUCCCAGACAAUUCUCGUUACUCCCGUAACAUACAUUGCUUAAUAAGGUUCAUGCUUGAACCAGAUCCGGAACAUAGACCUGAUAUAUUUCAAGUGUCAUAUUUUGCAUUUAAAUUUGCCAAAAAGGAUUGUCCAGUCUCCAACAUCAAUAAUUCUUCUAUUCCUUCAGCUCUUCCUGAACCGAUGACUGCUAGUGAAGCAGCUGCUAGGAAAAGCCAAAUAAAAGCCAGAAUAACAGAUACCAUUGGACCAACAGAAACCUCAAUUGCACCAAGACAAAGACCAAAGGCCAACUCUACUACUACUGCCACUCCCAGUGUGCUGACCAUUCAAAGUUCAGCAACACCUGUUAAAGUCGUUGCUCCUGGUGAAUUCGGUAACCAUAGACCAAAAGGGGCACUAAGACCUGGAAAUGGCCCUGAAAUUUUAUUGGGUCAGGGACCUCCUCAGCAGCCACCACAGCAGCAUAGAGUACUCCAGCAACUACAGCAGGGAGAUUGGAGAUUACAGCAACUCCAUUUACAGCAUCAUCAUCCUCACCAGCAUCAGCAGCAACAGCAGCAACAGCAGCAGCAGCACCACCACCACCACCACGUACUUCAAGAUGCUUAUAUGCAGCAGUAUCAACAUGCAACACAGCAGCAACAGAUGCUUCAACAACAAUUUUUAAUGCAUUCGGUAUAUCAACCACAACCUUCUGCAUCACAGUAUCCUACAAUGAUGCCGCAGUAUCAGCAGGCUUUCUUUCAACAGCAGAUGCUAGCUCAACAUCAGCUGUCUCAACAACAGGCAUCACCUGAAUAUCUUACCUCCCCUCAAGAGUUCUCACCAGCCUUAGUUUCCUACACUUCAUCACUUCCAGCUCAGGUUGGAACCAUAAUGGACUCCUCCUAUAGUGCCAAUAGGUCAGUUGCUGAUAAAGAGGCCAUUGCAAAUUUCACAAAUCAGAAGAACAUCAGCAAUCCACCUGAUAUGUCAGGGUGGAAUCCUUUUGGAGAGGAUAAUUUCUCUAAGUUAACAGAAGAGGAACUAUUGGACAGAGAAUUUGACCUUCUAAGAUCAAAUAGGCUCGAGGAGAGAGCAUCCUCAGAUAAGAAUGUAGAGUCACUUUCUGCUCCACAUAACCAUCCUCCAGAAGAUCCUUUUGGUUCUGUUCCUUUCAUUUCUCAUUCAGGUUCUUCUGAAAAGAAAGCUGAACAUUCAUCUAUAAAUCAAGAAGAUGGCACUGCAAACCCUAUCAAGAACGGUAAAACAAGUCCAGCAUCUAAAGAUCAGCGGACUGGAAAGAAAACCUCAGUACAGGGUCAAGUGCAAAAGGGGAAUGAUGAAUCUGAAAGUGAUUUUGAAUCAGAUCCCCCUUCUCCUAAGAGCAGUGAAGAGGAAGAGCAAGAUGAUGAAGAAGUUCUUCAGGGGGAACAAGGAGAUUUUAAUGAUGAUGAUACUGAACCAGAAAAUCUGGGUCAUAGGCCUCUCCUCAUGGAUUCUGAAGAUGAGGAAGAAGAGGAGAAACAUAGCUCUGAUUCUGAUUAUGAGCAGGCUAAAGCAAAGCACGGUGACAUGAGCUCUGUCUACAGAGACAGAUCUGGCAGUGGACCAACCCGAGAUCUUAAUACAAUGCUCCUCACCUCAGCCCAGUUAUCUUCUGAUGUUGCGGUGGAGACUCCCAAACAGGAGUUUGAUGUAUUUGGCGCUGUCCCCUUCUUUGCAGUGCGACAACAGCCCCAGCAAGAAAAGAAUGAAAAGAACCUCCCUCAACACAGGUUUCCUGCUGCAGGACUGGAGCAGGAGGAAUUUGAUGUAUUCACAAAGGCGCCUUUUAGCAAGAAGGUGAAUGUGCAAGAAUGCCAUGCGGUGGGGCCUGAGGCACAUACUAUCCCUGGUUAUCCCAAAAGUGUAGAUGUAUUUGGCUCCACUCCAUUUCAGCCCUUCCUCACAUCAACAAGUAAAAGUGAAAGCAAUGAGGACCUUUUUGGGCUUGUGCCCUUUGAUGAAAUAACAGGGAGCCAGCAGCAAAAAGUCAAACAGCGCAGCUUACAGAAACUGUCCUCUCGCCAAAGGCGCACAAAACAGGAUAUGUCCAAAAGUAAUGGGAAGCGGCAUCAUGGCACGCCAACUAGCACAAAGAAGACUCUGAAGCCUACCUAUCGCACUCCAGAGAGGGCUCGCAGGCACAAAAAAGUGGGCCGCCGAGACUCUCAAAGUAGCAAUGAAUUUUUAACCAUCUCAGACUCCAAGGAGAACAUUAGUGUUGCACUGACUGAUGGGAAAGAUAGGGGGAAUGUCUUACAACCUGAGGAGAGCCCGUUGGACCCCUUCGGUGCCAAGCCCUUCCAUUCUCCAGACCUGUCAUGGCACCCUCCACAUCAGGGCCUGAGCGACAUCCGUGCUGAUCACAAUACUGUCCUGCCAGGGCGGCCAAGACAGAAUUCACUACAUGGGUCAUUCCAUAGUGCAGAUGUAUUGAAAAUGGAUGAUUUUGGUGCUGUGCCCUUUACAGAACUUGUGGUGCAAAGCAUCACUCCACAUCAGUCCCAACAGUCCCAACCAGUCGAAUUAGACCCAUUUGGUGCUGCUCCAUUUCCUUCUAAACAGUAGAUACUUCUGAUGGAUUCUUGGCAUCAACUCCUGUUUCAAAAAAGUGUGAAUAGUUUUAUGAAUUUGAAAGAAAAUUUGGUAGCUCUUUAUAUCAUUCAUUCUUAAAGAUCAGUCAGAAUAGGUGAUUUCUAAAUAAACCAAAUAGAAAAAUGAAGUCUCUCUACAGGGUAGUAACUUGAUUCCUCUUCAGGAGAAAAGGGAGCUAAAUUGCAAGCUCUAACUAAGGGUUUCUGCUACUGACAUCACAACACAGAAAUGUAAGUGUGGUACUUCCAGUGAAAGCACAUGGCACCUUUCUAGGUGUGUAGCCACUGAGAAGAGACAGUGAAACUUAUUUUUGAUAUCAGAAUGUCAUUUUUAUGUGCAUAUCCCUAAAAUUAGGGUUAUUUGUACAUACACUAGUUACACUUGUGAAUUUUUUUAAGGUCUCUUCUAAUUUCCAGACAGUUAAAAACAAUCUAGUUCUCUUAAAGCAUUAGAAAGUUAUUAUCUAGAGAGUGCAGAGAUUUCAGUCCGUACACCUUUCUCCACAAAGCAGAGCCAGAAGUAACUGACUAUUGUGCCUAAAACUGUUUCAUUUUUAAAAACAAGUGCCAUUAAUAUGGAAUAUCUAAUGAUAAGCAUAUGAAAUGAUGUGUAAUUAGCUCAAUUUAACUAUUCCACAAUUUACAUAUUCCAAAACAAUGUUAUUCAUGAUAAAUAUAUAUAAUUUUUGUCAGUUAAAACAAAUUAAAAAAAGGACUAUCGCAUAGAAGCCUAGAACAAAAAUAUGAAGAGAAAUAUCUGACAUUUGUAAAGAAAUUAUAAGAAGAAAAAAUGAUACAGAAUAGAAAACAUUCACUACUUUAGAAACACUUUAUGCAUGGCUUCUUGCCCCAAACUUUUAUUGUGAUGGCCCUAAUAAAGCAGAUUAUUGGAAAAAUUGGAGUGAGGACAAGGGUUGUAUAAAAAUUUUAUUUUAUGAAGAAAAUAUGUAGCGGAAACUGAAUUUUCAAGACAUUUACAAUGUGAAAUCAUGUUGCAUAUAAUAAUGUACUUUAUUAGCAACUUCACCAAAUAUUCCCCAAGUCAUAAGCAACAAUUAUUUUUAUUAGGUUUGGGGGGUGGAGUAGUUUUAAUAAAGUGCACAGAACGGUGACACCCACAAAGCCUUAUAUUAAAGGCAGGAUUCAUGCAUCCUGCUGCAAGUACCUCUGCACUAAUACACCAGAUCCUAAAAUGCAUAUAAGGUGAACUAGCAUCUUAAUUCUGCUAGUUGAUUGUGUCUUUACUGAAAAGAACCCAGCUACCAAUUUGCCUUUUUUGUACACCACAAAUCCUAAUUAGAAACUUGAGGUUUUAUAGAAAUCAUUUAAUGAUGGAGAUUACAUAUGUGAAUUAAUGUGAAUAUAGUAUCUGUGCUUCCUGUGUCUGACUAUUUUAAGAUAUAAUUGUGCUGCGCUAUCAGAUUAACAUUUGGAAGUUUCUAGAACAGUUAAUGCUAUUUACAGAAAGGAGUGGAAACUCAUCAACUGGCACUGUCUUUGAUUUUUAUAUUUUAAAUUAACUCUCUUCGAUCUCAAAGUAUAUUUUAUGAGUAAUUUUAUUAGGAAUCUCUUAAUUAUAGUGCCCCAAUGGGAUAAGCUAUUUGCCUAUUUUCACAGUUCUGAACUUGGAAAGAAGCAAAGUAUAUGUAACUAAACCACAUAUUUGUCUUUUUAUUGCUUUUUCCCUUCUUUUAUAUGCUAAAUCAAAUACAGAUUUGUGGACAGGGAAGCAAUAUGUGAAUCACAAUGUAGCAGAGGCAGACCAAGCAUUACGUUAUUAUUUAGAGCUGGACUGCACCAAUUACUUGUCCUCGUGCCAAAGGCAAAUAUGUUUGCACCUUUUUUUUUUUUCUGAUUCUCAGGUUGAUUAAUACUGCUAAUGCAAAUGCUCAAGUAGAUGUUUAAAAACUUUACAAAAUAGAUUCAAGUGAUACUUUCUUUUAAAAGUGAAGAGUUGAUGAUUACACAUAGUAAAUUCAUGAACUACAGUAGGUUUGUAUCAAACAAUUUUUUUAAAUGAAAAUCUGUUGAGGUGUACACAAUAUGCUUCUUGAUUGUAUUAGUCCUUGGUCUCUGCUAGACCUCAUGAGUUUCAUCAUUUAGAAAAGAGGUAGAGGAUGAACUAAUGCGGUCUCCUUCAGAUGUAAGCAUGAAAUACCUAGAGUUUUACUUGCUUUUCAAUACACUGAAUAAUUUUAAAUGAUUCUGACGCUGAUGUAGACCCUUAUAAAUUCUGAGGAAACAACUCUGACAGCAUAAAAUAUUUACAUUCUUAUAACACAGCACAGUGACUUUCUUCUUUCAAGAUUGUAGCUCAGAGAAAAGAUACAGGAUUCAAUUGGGGGUUCAAUAGGAUAGAAAUGGAGAGAUUCCUUUGUGUUGUAGUAGAGGCAUUUUCCUAAGGAGUAUAGAUUUAUACUUUGCAUUUUCAUUCAUCAUCCCCCAGAAUCAUGGUCAAGGUAUAGGUCACUCCACACAGCUGAUGCUCAGGUUAUUCCCUUGUGAGAAUUACGAGAAUAAAGCUCCCAAGAUAUGUGAAAGUGCUUAACACAGUACCUGGCACACAGCACUCAAUAAAAGUUUGGCUGUAUUAUGGGAUGGUUCAAUUCUGGUUUAAGGAAGGAAGAAAGGUUAUAUAUAUGUACCACUAAGCAAAUAUAUAUAUAUAUAUAUAUAUUUGGGAUUUUUUUCCUAAUAUUAUUUGGGUGUCCCCUGUGCUUCUUUAGGAUGUAGUUAUAACUAAACCUGUUAUACUUGAACAUCACUAAGAGAAGUAAAUUAUUAUGAAGCUAGCAAAAAUCGAGGCCAAAGUUGUUUCCUAACAGCUUUAAUAAUGCUUGUUGAUUUUGAAUAAUCCUUUAAAAAGUGGACCAUUUGCUUAUUUUAAUAUCACAUCAGUAAAAUGUUAGUAUUAAAAAGAUCAGCUUUUUAUGGCAUUGAAGAAUGUAUCUGCUAAGACACAAAAAUUCCAUGGUAAGUAUAUUAGGUGGAGGAGGAAAGGUUGCAGGCCAGAUGAAAAUUUAACUGACUAGAACAUUUAUUCAGGAGUGUAAUUAUUUUCCCUUACCCCAAUCCCUGUGUACGUGUUGGGCAUAGUUAUGACAUUAUCCAGAUUUGCUUGGUACUUCACGUAAGCACUGUUAGAAGGUACAAGUGUAUUAAUAUCACUAGUUUUGAGGAGCUUGGGUACAUUUGUUUUUAAUAUAUUUAGAAUGUGCAGUAAACUUUUUUCUCAUUUUUUUUUCUUUUAGCAAACUUGUUAUUUUAGGUCCAAUUAUUGAGUUGACAGUCUACUGUGAGAAUGAGAUGACAUAUCUACUGUGAGAAUACCAUAAAUGAUGAAUAGUUUAUUUGAGAACUUUUAUACUCAGUGGUGUUUUAUAUAUUAAGAUAAAAAUAUGUACACACAUGCAUGUCACAUCUCUCUACUGUGGAGUUAAUGUGAAUUUUUUAAAAAUGGAAUUGCAACCACAAUCAUAUCUAAGAGAACAUUCACUCCUAGUGAGGGUUUACAAAAGCUACUAAGAGAAUAAGGUAGAUGAUAAUGCAAAGGGUCAUGAUUUGGGGUUAUUUUUGUUUUAUUUUAAAAUUUAUAGUGCUACUUUUGAAAGGAUUGUUUUUAUGACUAUGCUUUUUGUGAUUGAAAAGUCAUCUAAUAGAAGCAUAUAGAAGCUACUUUUUAAUUGCUGGCAAACAGCUUUAAGUGCACUUUCUUUGAUUACACUUCCAUUUUUUGUUAAACUUGAAUUUUCUGAAGCCUUUUAUGUACCACUAAGCAAAUAACUUUAACCUUUAAAUAAAGCAAAUUUACAUCUUUAUUGUAUUUCUACUUGUUACAAAACAUACUUGCUAAAGUAACUUCAGUCCUCAAAUAUAGCUGGGAAACAGUUAUGAGAUAGACUCAGUCUCCCCCUCCCACCCCUUUCCCCCUGCCGUAUCUAAUUAAGCACUAACUGAUUUUAUUACUUUAUUGCCUUUACAUUGCUUAUUCUUUUUGACUGAAUUCUGUCCCUGAUUCACUAUGUUUUGUUUGAAAUUUAAAGUUAUUUUCUUACUGUAUUUAUCAUACCUGUUUUAAUCUGUUUUCUUUAAAUGCAAUAAAUCCCAAAUGGAUUGCAUAUUCUUUAUAA
Messenger RNA from Pongo pygmaeus (Bornean orangutan), 9842 nucleotides. It is a transcript of the gene BMP2K, whose product is annotated as BMP2 inducible kinase. The record is from RefSeq and is a predicted model, not a curated record. Lineage: Eukaryota; Metazoa; Chordata; Mammalia; Primates; Hominidae. The transcript has 16 exons. Gene Ontology annotation, biological process: protein phosphorylation. Gene Ontology annotation, molecular function: protein kinase activity; ATP binding. The coding region runs from base 2255 to 5686 and encodes 1143 amino acids.